AUGGCUCCGUCCCGAGAUUUUGCUUCCCACCAGAGUGGUGGCUCUGGCACUUUACCAAGUACUGUGCCAGUGCUCAUUGUGGGCGGAGGUCCGACUGGCCUAUUGCAGGCACUCCUUCUAUCUCGACUUGGAGUUCAAUCAUUGAUCAUCGAGCGUUAUCCCGAGCGCCUAGCUGCUCCAAAAGCCCACGCAAUCAACCCCCGCUCUUUGGAAAUCUUGCGUCAAUUUAACCUAGGCGAGGAGCAUGUUCGCCAGCUAGGCACUUCGCGAGAUGAUAGCUCCUCGGUCAAUUUUCUCACCAAUCUUUGCGGGGCCGCGAUCGGCAGGCUUCCGUAUGAGCGGAUGGAUCCUGCAGUGUUGGAUGACACGCCAGAGAUGAUCCAUAAUAUACCCCAACCAGCCUUAGAGCAAGAAUUGUCCAACUUGAUUGCAAAGGAUCCCAACAUCACCUUAAUCAAGGGAUUCAGUAUUCAUGGUGUGGAGCAGGUAAGUACACAGGCCAUUUUGGUUACUAACGAGGCAACGCGGUUGACUGGAAGCCAGACCGAAGAUGAAGUCGUAGCGACUGUUGAGGAACGAUCAACUGGAAAACUCCAUCAAACAAAGUCCCGUCACCUCAUAGCUUGUGACGGCCGUAGAAGCAAGGUCCGCGAACUGCUCGGUAUUGAGUCUGAGAGCGAAGACUCAGACCAAACAAUGAUGACCAUCCAUUUCAAUGCCAAUCUGCGACCUGUCGUUGGUGACCGUGUCGGUAUGCUGUACUGGAUAAUGGACCCUAUAGCUGCGGGCUUUAUCAUCGGGUAUGAUCUCGACGGAAUCCAAGUACAUAUCAGCCAGGUAGACGUUGAACAGCACCCGGUCGAGUCGUGGACAGAAGAUAUGUGCAGGGCCAAGAUCCGCGGUGCUAUCGGUAAAGAUGAUGUUCCGUUUGAUAUCCUGAGCUAUCGCCCUUGGGUCUUCCGACGGCAAGUUGCUUUCACGUUCCAAGAGGGGAAUAUCUUCCUUGCUGGAGAUGCCGCUCACUCAUUCCCCCCAACUGGUGGACUAGGCUUGAAUUGUGGUCUUGCAGAUGUUCAUAACUUGGCUUAUAAGAUUGCCUUGGUUCACCGGGGAGUGGCUACACCAUCUAUACUUUCAACAUACACAGCCGAACGACGUGGUGUUGCGGAUUCCUAUUCCAAGCAGAGUGUUAAGAACGGCAAGGAGAUAUUUGCGCUGUUGCAGAGUCUCAAGACCGCAGGUGUCGAAGAUGUUGUACAAGCGCGAAAGAAUAUGAUGGCAGCUUUGGCGGAUCCGGCACAGCGCACACAGGUUGAGGCUGGUAUUGAAGGACAAAGAGAACAUUUCGAUAAUCUGGAGCUUCAUAUUGGAUAUGUGUAUGGAGCUACCAAGCCACCUGCUCAUGCUUCCCAUUAUUCUCCGAAAUUCGUGCCUGGGGCGCGCUUGCCUCAUGCUUGGAUCAGCUUCCCAGAUCGGUUCUCCCCGGAGACAGAGGCAGCGAAACGUUCUUCGCUGCCUCACAAGCCAGUCGACGUGUCCUACAUCAGGGAGCUUGACGCAGAUCAGGUUCGGGCUUGUCAGUGGAGUACCCUGGAUCUCUGUGGUCCUGGCUCUUGGACUUUGAUUUUGGGGCAGGAGCAGGGAAUUCCUCGCAUUACACUUUUACAGAAGCACUGUAACAUGAUCGGUGUACGCCUUAAUAUCUGGCGCCUCGGAGUGGACUUUGAAAUUGUCAGGCAAAGCUGGUUUGGUGAUGAAUUGGUCAAUGGUGGAGGGGUUUUGAUUCGCCCUGAUCAGCACAUCCUAGCAAGAGUCUCAGCAGAGACAAAUGGAGGCGACUUGGUUGUGGUAGUGAACAAACAUCUUGGGAUUUCGAAGUGCUAG
Molecule: messenger RNA, 1884 nt
Organism: Penicillium mononematosum
Lineage: Eukaryota; Fungi; Ascomycota; Eurotiomycetes; Eurotiales; Aspergillaceae
Exons: 5
Coding region: 1-1884 (627 amino acids)
Molecular function (GO): FAD binding
Source: RefSeq, a predicted model, not a curated record